CCCCCUUUCCCCUUCGCUCCUAUUACUCCUCCUCAUUUUUUGGGUUACAAACUACAUCGAGAUUUGGAAUACAGUAUUACGUUACAAAUCUUGCUGGAAAAUGGCGACUGCAAUCCAGAAUCCUUUAAAAUCGCUGGGUGACCAGUUCUACAAGGAUGCCAUCGAACACUGCCGCAGCUACAACGCCCGCCUGCGUGCGGAGCGCAGCGUGCGGAUGCCCUUCUUGGACUCGCAAACCGGCGUUGCCCAAAACAACUGCUACAUCUGGAUGGAGAAGUACCAGCGGCAGCCAGGCAGGACGUCGGGACAGAUGUAUGCCUACCCGGCUCGUUGCUGGCGAAAGAAGAGGCGACUCCACCCGCCCCUCGACCCCCAGCUACGCUUGUGUGAGCUUCGGCUAGAGGCCGAGUUGGCCCCCAAGCGCGAGGGCCCGCCGGGGGAGGCCACAGCCCUGGAAGCCCUUCUCAGAAGCGACAGCCUCCUGGAGAAGAAAAGCAACGUGUGCAAGGAGGAGGAGACUUUGCUGGAAAUACAGAGAGUGCUGGAGGCCGAGGAAAACGGAGACGGCUUUCAAGACGACGAAGACUUCGAGGCCGAUACGCCGAAGAGGAAGAACAGAAACAGAGGCAAAAACAGAGGCUCCAGUCGCAAGAAGACCGAAGCGGUCAAUGCAGAUGAGCAGGACAAACCUUACGUUUGUGACAAUAGACACAAACAAAAGCAUAACUCAAAAAAGGCUGAAGAAGUCUGCGGAAAGCGCUACAAGAACCGUCCUGGGCUGAGUUACCACUACACGCACACUCACCUGGCAGAGGAGGAAGGGGGCGACGAGGAGAAGGAGACCGAGCUGGCCCCGUCCCCCCCGCGAUACUCUGACAACCACAAACCUCAGAAGGGUCCCGACGGCGUCAUCAUUCCCAACGACUACUGCGACUUCUGUCUCGGAGACCAGGACUCCAACCGCAAAACGGGCCAGGCCGAGGAACUGGUGUCCUGCUCCGACUGUGGACGCUCCGGCCACCCAUCGUGUCUGCAGUUCACCGACAACAUGAUGCACGCGGUGAGAACGUACCAGUGGCAGUGCAUCGAGUGCAAGUCCUGCAGCCUCUGUGGCACUUCAGAAAACGACGACCAGCUGCUGUUCUGCGAUGACUGUGACCGAGGCUACCACAUGUAUUGCCUCAAGCCGCCCAUGACCCAGCCUCCAGAAGGCAGCUGGAGUUGUCAUGUCUGUGUGGACCUGUUGAAAGACAAGGCCUCAUCCUUUGGCGAAGCAUAAUGACCGCCACUCCCUCAGCGUACACACACAAUACUGUAUAGCCUUUACACGCUCGCAGUGUACACACAUUGAAUGGGACCCAAUAGAGAAAAAUGAAACGCCUCUUUCUUAUGCGUAUCCUCUCCAAAGGAUCAUCCAAUUUUGACGCCGUGUUCUGUCCACAUUAGACAAUUUAAUGUUGACCAUCUGUCUAGUACAGUUGUCUAUCACCAAGGAAAGAGAACGAGCCCUGCCACGAAUAUUGAAAAAAUAAUGUUUUUUAUUGAUGCCCCCCCCCAAAAAAAAGUGUUUAUAAUGUUACCUGAUGAAGUGUCCAGCGGGACCCUUUAUACACACACUCCAGUGCAGUUUUGGGGAUUUGGGAUUUUUUUUUUUCUCUCUACCUCUCAUGUAGCCAAGACCACCUUUCACUCGUCCGUCUACCUCACCGCUCUAGCGAAUCUCAUAAAUCUUUUCCAUUUUUAUUUUAUUUUAAAUUAUUUCACCUAAACUGUACAAUUCAACUGAAAAAGAAGUAAAUCUGAGUGGGAUUUUUUUUUUCAAGUGUAAAAAAAGUAUGUUGUUUGGGAAAGUGCGUCUUCCCUUUAAAUCCGUAAUUCAGAAUUCAUUUUCCUUUGUUCAAAACAGGAAAUUGAAAAAAAUGCUAUAUCUAUUUACAUCAUAACAUACUCAUGUUUUUGACCCUGUAAAGCAAAAAAAUAAAUAAAUGUGAAUUUGACACA
Messenger RNA from Phyllopteryx taeniolatus (common seadragon), 2001 nucleotides. It is a transcript of the gene dpf3, whose product is annotated as double PHD fingers 3. The transcript is spliced from 12 exons. Gene Ontology annotation, biological process: nervous system development. The coding region runs from base 101 to 1279 and encodes 392 amino acids. Gene Ontology annotation, cellular component: nBAF complex. Lineage: Eukaryota; Metazoa; Chordata; Actinopteri; Syngnathiformes; Syngnathidae. The record is from RefSeq and is a predicted model, not a curated record.